Molecule: messenger RNA, 4070 nt
Organism: Onychostruthus taczanowskii (white-rumped snowfinch)
Lineage: Eukaryota; Metazoa; Chordata; Aves; Passeriformes; Passeridae
Gene: FSD2
Product: fibronectin type III and SPRY domain containing 2
Exons: 13
Coding region: 525-2903 (792 amino acids)
Molecular function (GO): protein binding
Source: RefSeq, a predicted model, not a curated record
CCUAUCUGAGCAAAGAGGCAGGGUAAGGUUACCGCAAUAAGUCUCCCAGCUGCAGUUAUAGGAAAGUGGCAAGGAAUUGCUUUCGUGUGAAUUAAUUUUUACUAGGGGGAAUAGAAGUUAACUUUGAUGCCAUCUGAGCUAUCAGAAGAAUUUAUGACGUCUUAAGAUAGAAGGCAAGUUUUUAGGUAGUAACAUUCUUUGUUAUGUAUUUAUGAUAACUGGCGGUCACGGAUCUAAACGUGCUUCAUGUAAUUUUAUCUGUGCCUGCAGAGCAAGCAUCUGAUGAGCAAUCAUCUGAAAAUCUUAUUUAGGCAGCAGGAUUGCAGACAAGCUUAAUUAUGCUAAUUUUAAUUUAUUUCAUUUCAUUUUGGUAGGAAAAAUAAAUGUUAAUUCACUUUUCUAAUUAGUAGUAGCUUCUAAAGCUAGCCUUAUUGUUUUAAUUAUGGGGAAAAAAGUCUUUGCGGGAGCCAGACAACAUUUGCUGCUUGAGACUCAUCAUCUCAAAAGCCUCCCUGAGGAUACCAAUGUCAUCCAGAUCCGGCAGCACGAGAGACUAUGAGACUAGCAGGCAGUCACGACAUUAUUCAGCUUCCCUACCAGUCCCAGAGUCUAGUGACACUGAGACUGAAGGCCUGAUCUUUUAUCACAUGGAUCUUUAUGGAUCAAAGGAGAGGUUUGAUAUCUUUCCUGAAGAGCUCUCUGGUCGAGGAGACAGAUCUCUGGGGGAUACGAGACAGGAAUCUGCAUUGAGUAGUGAAAAAGUUCAGCGCCCACAAGAAGUUGGCUAUGACUUGGGAAAGGAGGUUGCAGAGUUGGCUAAGAUGUAUGGACUUGAUGAGGAUAGAGAAAAAGAGCUUGAGCUUCUUGAAGGACAUCUGGAGAAGGUGGAGAGCAGAUGGCCACCAGCUCGCCCAGAAAAAGCAGGAUUACAAGGCUCCAUAUAUAACAUAUCAAAAAGCAGCUCUUCAGUGAAAGAUACAAGUCAAAGCACAAAGCAACAAGGAAUUCCUGAUGAGGCUUCUCAAGGUGAAAAUCAGAGCAAAGCCAGAGCAGAUGAUGAGGCUGAGAGCAGCAUAUGGUCCAGAGGGGGGCUAAGCAGUGGUGGCAUGUCAGACGAGUGGAACAGUCAGGCUGUCAGUGAGGAGGAGGGGGAGGAGGAAGAGGAAGAAGCAGCAGAUAUUUUUUGUUCCACCUGCAAGAUACCAAUCCGAGCUUUUGACAAACUAUUUGGUGAACACAAGGAUCACGAGGUUGCUCAGCUCCCCAGUGCUGUGGAAAGUGAAAAGGAGGAGAUCCAUAAAAACAUGUGCAAGUUGGAAGAACAGAUUGCUCACAUGGAAAAUGUUGCCAGCCAUUUGGAGGAAAUCUUCAUCACUGUGGAGGAAAAUUUUGGGAGGCAGGAGCAGAACUUUGAGGUGCAUUACAAUGAUGCAGUGCAAGUGCUUGCUCAGAAGUAUGAAGAGCAGCUGGAAGCACUGGGAGAAGAGAAGAGGCAGAAGCUGGAAGCUCUGUAUGAGCAGCUGGUCAGUUGUGGGAAACAUCUUGACACCUGCAAGGAGCUGACAGAUGAAACCCAGGAGCUUUUCCUGGAAAAUGACAAAGCUGAAUUUAUGAAGGCAGCAGUAACCAUGGUUGACAGGCUGGAAGAAUUCUUAAAGAAAGAAGUGGAUUUAGAGCUUUCAACGCUGCCAGACUUUGAAGAGCGCAUCAUAGAUGUCUCUGAAGUUGAACAACUAAUGAACUCCAUUAAUGCUAUUCCAGCUCCUUGUGCCCCUGUGAUCAAUCCCCAGGCUCCCAAUGCAGCAACUGGCACUUCACUGAGAGUUUGCUGGGGCCUCUUCUCGGAUGACACUGUGGAGUGCUACCAGCUGUGCUACCAACCAGUGAGCAAUGAGAGGCACAGUGAUGGGCAAGCAGAGCAUACACUAAAAGUCAAAGAAACAUACUGCACCAUUACUGAUCUGUUGCCAAAUACACAGUAUGAAUUUUGGGUCAGUGCUUUAAAUGCCUCCGGUAUCAGUCCACCAAGUGAAAGAGCAGUUUAUGUAACAGCUCCUUCACCACCAACCAUAAAGAAUAAAAAGAUCCGAAGCUGUGAAAAUGCAGCACUGGUGUGCUGGGAAUCCAGAGACAUUAACCCUGUUGAUUCCUACACAGUUGAAUUGUCCAAGCUGACAGAUGAAGAAAAUGAUGAUAUUAUUACUGAAUCUAUUGUUGGGAUCCCUAACUGUGAAGUCCUAAUUCACCUCCAGCCAGCACAAAAGUAUCACAUCUGUGUCAGAGCCCAAAACCUGGGUGGUUCCAGUGAAAGAAGUGAACCUGUUCUGAUACACACCACAGGCACCUGUUUCUACCUUAAUGAGGACACAGCCCAUCCUUUACUGGCAAUUCUAGAUGACGGAUUUACCAUUUCAUGUGAUGAACUGGAAAACCCAGAGUGUGAUCUGCCUGUCUAUGAUAACAGCUUUACAAGAUGUAUUGCCAUCCUGGGCAGUCUGAUCCCAUUUCCAGGAAAGCAUUACUGGGAGGUGGAAGUUGAGGAAGAUACAGAGUACAGAAUUGGUGUGGCUUUUGAGAACACUCCAAGACACGGUCACCUGGGGGCAAACAACUCAUCCUGGUGCAUGAGGCACAUCAUCACACCCUCAAGGCACAAGUAUGAAUUCCUGCACAGUGGGAUGACACCUGACAUCAGAAUUACUGUUCCCCCAAGAAGGAUUGGCAUCCUGCUGGACUAUGAGAACUGCAGAGUGUCAUUUUUCAAUGCAGAUAUUGCCCAGCACCUUCACACAUUCAACUCCCACUUCCAGCAUUAUGUCCACCCCUGCUUUGCACUGGAAACACCAGGUAUCUUAAGGAUACAUACUGGAAUUACAACACCCCCGUGGACUGCCCUGCCAUAACCUGUGUUCUGCAGCUGCCACACCCAUGUGUAACCUGCCCUGAGCCAUGCCCUCUUCCAGCAUUAACUGCACCAUCAUACUCCCUGUGAACCAGCUGUUUCCCCCUAGUAAGAGCAAAGUGACCCUGACCCAGACCACCUACCAAGCCCGAGUCCUUAGUUUACAUCCUCUUGGGAAGGAUCUUAGAAAAAGCCACUGUGGUCACAAAAUCCAUCAGCAUCCCAGAAUUCUUGUUAGAAAUGGACACCUUCCUUCUCAGAGGUGACAGUCACCACACAGCAGUGGCAGCUGGAUCACAGGUUCCCCCAACAGCCACCUGAAGCCUAGGGAACUCCCCAGUUCUGAAGAAUUGUUAAUUCUACUUAUGAAUCUACUCAAAAGCUAAAAAUUUAAAGAAAAAACAAAAAUAGCAAAAGGCAUAAUCACUGCACAGCUGCUGGAGCUGCAAACACUCCAGCCAUGAAGCUGAUCUCCCAAUCAAGUGUUCUUGUUGCUGCAUGAAGUCUGUGACUCAAGAUAAUCAAAUAUGCCUCCCCUGUGUGUGAACUGUUAGUGCCUACAUACCAAGUGAGGCUUUCUGGAAUACCCAAGCCUGCACUCCAGUCUCAAAUUUAAGCCAUUUUACAGAAUGCUUCUUUCAUUCACCCAGGGAAAAAAUAUAGGCUUUUUGCAGUGCUUGAUUGUCCUUACAGAAAAACAAGCAACAUUUUUAGCUGCUUCUUUUUAGCUAUGCUCACCUCCACUCGGGUGUACCCUCCCUCCACACUCACAGAUCUGUUCUCCCCCUCAGCAUGGAAGAAUUCCACUCCAUGCUGUGCCCUAGAAGCUGUGGGUGUCCAGUGAGGCUGGAAGGACUCUGGCCCAGCACACAGUUGAGACAUCCUUGUUUGGGUUUCAUUUCCAGACACCAAUCAAGACAGGCCCUGCCUGUCAAGCAGGCUUGGCCAGCGCUGAACAGCCUCAUCCAUGUAUGUCAAAACCACCUGAACUCAAUCAAGAGUCAUUAACAGAAAAGCUUUUCCAGAGAUUUAUUGCACAUUCUUUACAAAAAUCAUUGGUUCAAGUUUCCAUUCUAGGGAAUCACCAGGAACAAGCAGUGGCCUCUACAAUAUGCAGGGUCUCUACAAAUAAAUGCCAUUGGCAAAACUGAAGAGAUUUUACAUAGAA